GACAAUCACUCUUCACUGUUGUCUGAAACUCUUUUCUCUCUUCCACCCAAUCUGCUCGAGGACGUCUCAUUUGCCUUCUUUCUCAAUCGACAUGGCUGCUCUCCAUUUUUCUCGUCUCCCGGAUUCUGCUCUUCGGAAGUCUCUGAAACAUAUGAACAAUUAUCUCUAUCAGUUCUCUCAAAAAAUAUGAAGAAACUCAUCACAGUGCAGAAAAGAGCUCCGAAUUGUGUUCACAUAAACUUUUUCGAAUCAACUUCGUUGCGGCUGAAAACGAAAUCGUUUCCAGCCGUUAAUUUUGUCUUUAGCCUUGAUCAAUCGACUCUGACAGUAGAAAUGAAGAAAUCUAUUAGAAGUGAAAUGGAAUCUACCGAGUUAAAUGUUCCGGGAUUUACAAUCAAAAAAUGGAUCGAGCAUAUCAUUGAUGUGUUCUCUCGAAACAAAGACGUACAACUAAAUAUAAGAAAUGCACAAGGGAGAAAUGCUACCGAAAUUUUGGAACUUCUGAAACAAAUCAAUAUUGUUACAUUGCACAGUGAAUUGUUUGAAAUUCCAAAUAACUUUAUGAAAAUGUUUCCUUCGAUAGAAACACUUGGUGUUUUUACAGAGUCAAUGCCUGCCUCUAUCUAUAUUCAAAAUUUGAAGUGGGUGCGAGGAAGCAACGUGACUCUUAACAAUAUAUUAAUUUCAAAUUGUUCACAGUUUUUUACAAAGGAUUCACAGUUUUCGAGCAAAGAUUUCAACCUCUUGUUGAAGAAUUGGCUCAGGGGCUCAAACCCAUAUCUUUUAAAUAUCGUUAUGCUGUUCUCGGAAGCCAAUGAAAAUCGUUUGGUCGAAACUAUCAUUUUUGACGGUAUAACUGAUUGCAUUGCAUUGGAAGUGCAGGGAAUGAAGCAGUUCACAGUAGAGAAGCACGAUGGAACAAAAGCGACCGUUUUUUAUUGUGCAACUAGUGGGCGCUUUUUCAGUAUCGAAAUUGAUUGA
Messenger RNA from Caenorhabditis elegans, 981 nucleotides. Lineage: Eukaryota; Metazoa; Nematoda; Chromadorea; Rhabditida; Rhabditidae. The record is from the annotation of a RefSeq genome assembly.